AUGCAGCUCUCUUCCAGCGUGGCUGAACUCAGCUGUGACGAGACGAUGGACCCACCCGCUGAGGACUUCCAGCAGGUCCUGUCCAUUGACCAAAUCCGCUCCAUCCGUGCCAGCAACAACUACGUGGAGAGACCGGCUGCCUGCUUCCAGCAAGCCCGCUCCAACCCAUCCCUGGCCCAGCCGCCGCACAAGCAAGAGUGGUCCCAGGACCGCCUGGUGUCUUCCACCUUCCAGGACCUGCACCGCAGCCACAGCCAACAGCACCAGAUGCCACCUUUGCAGCAACACAUGAGCCAUUCCAGCACGGCCAGCUCCGUCUCCCAAAGCACCACUGCCUCCGACCAGCGCCUCCUGAGCAGCCUCACGCCCUCCCACUCCGGGCACUCCCUCAUCCGGACGCAGCCCCAGCCCGGCGAGCUGAAACCGGAGGAGUCGCCGCUGAAGGGGGCGGCGGAGAAGCCCACCCUCCACGCCGGGCACCUCUUCAUCUGCGAGGAGUGCGGGCGCUGCAAGUGUGCCCGCUGCACGGCCGCCCGCAGCCUCCCCUCCUGCUGGCUCUGCAACCAGCGCUGCCUCUGCUCCCCUGGGAGCCUCCUCGACUACGGGACUUGCCUCUGCUGCGUCAAGGGUCUCUUCUACCACUGCUCCACCGACGAUGAGGACACCUGCGCUGACGACCCCUGCUCCUGCGGGCCGGGGUCCUGCUGCGCCCGCUGGGCUGCCAUGAGCUUCCUCUCCCUCCUCAUGCCCUGCCUCUGCUGCUACUUUCCCACCCUGGGGUGCCUCAAACUUUGCCAGCGGGGUUACGACGGCCUGAAACGGCCCGGCUGCCGCUGCCAGAGCCACACCAACACGGUCUGCAGAAAGAUCUCCUCCUCCAGCGGCACGCCUUUCCCCAAGACGCUGGAUAAGCCGGUAUGA
Messenger RNA from Egretta garzetta (little egret), 921 nucleotides. It is a transcript of the gene SPRY3, whose product is annotated as sprouty RTK signaling antagonist 3. The transcript has a single exon. Gene Ontology annotation, biological process: multicellular organism development; animal organ development; negative regulation of fibroblast growth factor receptor signaling pathway. NCBI's taxonomy places the organism in Eukaryota, Metazoa, Chordata, Aves, Pelecaniformes, Ardeidae. The coding region runs from base 1 to 921 and encodes 306 amino acids. The record is from RefSeq and is a predicted model, not a curated record. Gene Ontology annotation, cellular component: membrane; cytosol.